This is a messenger RNA of Pseudogymnoascus destructans, 1279 nucleotides long. It is a transcript of the gene SSU72, whose product is annotated as RNA polymerase II subunit A C-terminal domain phosphatase. Gene Ontology annotation, biological process: termination of RNA polymerase II transcription. Gene Ontology annotation, molecular function: RNA polymerase II CTD heptapeptide repeat phosphatase activity. The transcript has 3 exons. The coding region runs from base 280 to 1062 and encodes 260 amino acids. Gene Ontology annotation, cellular component: nucleus; mRNA cleavage and polyadenylation specificity factor complex. The record is from RefSeq and is a predicted model, not a curated record. Lineage: Eukaryota; Fungi; Ascomycota; Leotiomycetes; Thelebolales; Thelebolaceae.
CCAACAAUCAAAUCACCAAAACAUCAAAAUACCAAUAAUACCAACAAAACACUGACAUUCACCGCCUCAGUCUUGCACGCAUAUCUUGGGACUGUUGGACACUCUGGUAAGCCUUAGUCUUGCACGCAUAUCUUGGGACGUUGGACACUCUGAUACCGGAUGUGACUGUUCUGCGGUGGACAGUAGACCAUGCUGUCUAGCCGAAACUUUUACCCUCCAGGCCCACAGCUGUCCCAUCCCAUACGACAACUGCAAGCUCAUACUACCUGACAAUUCACAAUGCCACGGCCAGUAGCAGCUGCUGCGGCUCCUGCCAGCGACGUAACUGUUGCCAACGGGGGUCAACCAGACGCUGGUGGAUUCAAACUGAAGUUCUGCACUGUUUGUGCCAGUAACAACAACAGAUCGAUGGAAGCACACCUGCGACUCGCGGCAGCCAACUUCCCUGUCAUCUCAUUUGGCACGGGUUCCCUGGUGCGUCUGCCGGGAGCUUCAAUGAACACCCCCAACGUAUACCACUUCAACAAGACCUCGUACGAUAGCAUGUACAAGGAGCUUGAUGCGAAGGAUCCGCGCUUGUACCGGGCAAAUGGGAUAUUGAACAUGCUUGACCGGAAUCGCAACGUGAAAUGGGGCCCAGAGCGAUGGCAGGACUGGCAGGUUGGGAUGCCUAGACUAGAUCAUGCGAAGGAGAGAGGGUUUGAGGGGACGGAGGGGGGAGUUGCUGAUAUCGUGAUCACUUGUGAAGAGAGAUGCUGGGACGCCGUAGUUGACGAUCUCCUCAGCCGGGGCUCGCCCUUGAACCGCCCCGUCCACGUCAUCAACGUGGAUAUCAAGGAUAACCAUGAAGAGGCCUUGGUGGGUGGACGCGGCAUCUUGGAUCUCGCCGAGUCGCUGAACAAGGCAGCUGCAGAGGAGCGUGAUAUCCGCGGAGCCUCGUCAUUUGACCGAGGCAGUACUGCGGGUAGGUCGGGCUUCGACGAGAGGGUCCCGGACAUUAUCGGUGAAUGGCAGGAGCGAUGGCCAAACCUACCUGCGACAUGGACACUGGCCUGGUUUUAAGAUGGGGUGGCCUAUGCUUUUAUGCUGUCGGUGUGUGCGCGAGGAUAUACCAAGUCGGCUUGGACGAAAUGAAGAAGAAAUGAAGUGCAUUGUAUAAUUUGAUGAGUCUCGCAACACAAGUGGAACCGUCCAUCCAUCUGUCAUCCAUCUGUCAUCCAUCUGUCAUCCAUCUGUCUCCAUCCGUCUCCAUCCGUCAUCCAUCCAUCAUCCAUCCAUC